Molecule: messenger RNA, 348 nt
Organism: Apodemus sylvaticus (European woodmouse)
Lineage: Eukaryota; Metazoa; Chordata; Mammalia; Rodentia; Muridae
Gene: Pth
Product: parathyroid hormone
Exons: 2
Coding region: 1-348 (115 amino acids)
Biological process (GO): cell-cell signaling; intracellular calcium ion homeostasis
Cellular component (GO): extracellular region
Molecular function (GO): parathyroid hormone receptor binding; hormone activity
Source: RefSeq, a predicted model, not a curated record
AUGAUGUCUGCAAACGCAGUGGCUAAAGUGAUGAUCAUCCUGCUGGCAGUUUGUCUUCUUACCCAAACAGAUGGGAAACCUGUCAAGAAGAGAGCUGUCAGUGAAAUACAACUUAUGCACAAUCUGGGCAGACACCUGGCCUCCAUGGAGAGGAUUCAGUGGUUGAGAAAGAAGCUGCAAGAUGUACACAAUUUUGUUAGUCUUGGAGUCCAAAUGGCUGCCAAAGAAGGCGGUUACCAGAGGCCCACCAAGAAGGAGGAAAAUGUCCCCAUUGAUGGCAAUCCAAAAAGUCUUGGCGAGGGAGACAAAGCUGAUGUGGAUGUAUUAGUUAAGGCUAAAUCUCAGUAA